AUGAAAUCAGUUACUCCUUCGUCAAAAUCCUCAUCUCCUUCCGUGUCUUCCUCGCUAAAUGCCGAAACGGAUCGCAAAUAUGCAGUGUACGGUAUUUUUCUCCUGCAUGGCAUAGGUAUGCUCAUGUCAUGGAAUAUGUUUAUCACUAUAGCACCCCAGUAUUAUGUGUCUUACUGGUUUACCGUAGACGGAAAUGUCACACACUAUGCAGAAAGCUUCAUGAGUGUUCUCGGUGUAACAUCGCAAAUCCCAAACGUCGGAAUUAUGUUCGUUAAUAUGGCGAUAGUAGUUGCGGGAUCACAGAUAAUACGAAUCUUUAUUCCUCUAAUCAUCAAUUGUUUGCUAGUCGUGGUUAUCAUAGCACUUGUCAUUUUUGUGCGACCAAACGAUGACGGUAAGUUGCUUGUUAGCGCAAAACUACUAAUGAUCGAAAACUAUCUAAAUGCAGUAAUUGCGCAAUGGUGUUCAUUCGGCACUCUGUUGCAUAACGAAUAA
Molecule: messenger RNA, 495 nt
Organism: Strongylus vulgaris
Lineage: Eukaryota; Metazoa; Nematoda; Chromadorea; Rhabditida; Strongylidae
Source: the annotation of a GenBank genome assembly